Molecule: messenger RNA, 2508 nt
Organism: Prosopis cineraria
Lineage: Eukaryota; Viridiplantae; Streptophyta; Magnoliopsida; Fabales; Fabaceae
Product: putative wall-associated receptor kinase-like 16
Exons: 3
Coding region: 39-2234 (731 amino acids)
Biological process (GO): cell surface receptor signaling pathway; protein phosphorylation
Cellular component (GO): plasma membrane
Molecular function (GO): calcium ion binding; protein serine/threonine kinase activity; polysaccharide binding
Source: RefSeq, a predicted model, not a curated record
UUAAGCUUCUCUUUCUCAUUAAUCUUUUAGCUGCAGCCAUGGCAGUAACUCAAGCCCAAUCCCUUGCCGGCUGUCCCGACAAAUGCGGUGACGUGGACAUUCCUUAUCCAUUUGGUGUCGGGGUACAACCUGGUACUUCUCGAAACUGUUUCUUGGAUCAGUCAUUCAAUCUCACUUGUGACAACGCCACAUCCACGUUGUACUUUGAGAAGCACCCAGUCUCCAACAUAUCCCUUCAACAAAGUCAAAUGGACAUUUCAAUGCUCAUCUCCAAAGGUUGUUACAAUCGAACAGGCAAGUUUCACGAUCUUUACACCAAGGGUUUCACGAUUUCCAGCACCCAAAACAAGUUCCUCAGUAUUGGUUGUGAUGCUUUGGGCAUCAUUAGAUUCAACAAGAACUUUACUCAUUAUAGUGGCUGCGUGGCUCUAUGUGACACAGACAAACCACCUCCAAAAGAUAUGAUUGAUAAGACUUGUUCAGGGACUGGGUGUUGCCACGUGGAUAUUCCUGCAGGAAUGAAUAAUAUCAGCUUUUAUGCAGCUAGUGUCGAUAACCAUACCAACGUGUGGAGAUUCAACAACUGUAGUGCUGCUUUUGUUGCUAGAAAUGAUUGGUUUAGUUUCUCUCUUGAUUAUCUACAAAACUUUCCCAUAGAUAGGGCACCACUUGUUGUGGAUUGGACUGUUUCAAAUGUUACUUGUCAAACUGCCGCUAAUUCUAGUAAUGAAGAAGAUUUUGCCUGCAAAUCCAACACAGAUUGUGUAGAUUCCAGUGAUGGAGUUGGGUACACUUGCACAUGUAAAUCUGGCUUUCAGGGAAAUCCAUACCACCCAAGUGGAUGUCACGAUGUUGAUGAGUGUAGCAGACCGAAUAACUGUAGUAUGCCGAAUCAAUGUCGGAAUUUCAAUGGGACCUACCAAUGUUCUUGUCCAUCUGGAUAUAAAGGCGACGGCUACACUAAUGGAAGGGGAUGUACUUUGGACGCUCCUCAAUCUAAUCAACAAUUACUUAUUCUCAUAAUUGCAUUAGGUAUUAGUGUAGCCUUGUUGGUUGUCAUUACAUUGAUAUCCACAUUAUAUUGGUCGCAUAAGCGAAGAAUUCUAAAACAGCUCAAAGAGAGAAAUUUUGAGCAGAAUGGAGGAUACAUGUUGCUACAACAACUUUCACAACAUCAAGGUUACAGUGACAAAACCAAAAUAUUUACAGAAGUUGAGCUUAAUGAUGCCACAAACAACUUUGAUCAAAGUAGAAUUAUUGGUCAUGGUGGACAAGGCACAGUUUAUAAAGGUAUAUUACCAGACAAUACUCUUGUUGCCAUCAAGAAGUCCAAAGUAGAAGGGAAUUCAAGGCAAAUUAAGGAUUUUAUCAAUGAAGUGUUUGUUCUUUCUCAAAUCAACCAUCGUAAUGUUGUCAAACUUUUGGGGUGUUGUCUCGAAACUGAUGUCCCAUUGUUAGUUUAUGAGUUUGUGGAUAAUGGAACUCUUCUUAAGCACAUUGAUCCUUCAAAGAAUGAGCUUUCUUUUACAUGGGAGACUCGAUUAAGGAUAGCAGCAGAAACUGCUGAGGCUAUUUCAUAUUUACACUCUUCUGCUUCUAUUCCAAUUAUUCAUCGAGAUAUUAAAUCUACUAACAUACUCUUAGACCAUAACCUCAAAGCAAAGGUAUCUGAUUUUGGAGCUUCAAGACUUAUUCCUCUAGAUGAAACUCAUGUUACUACUAUGGUACAAGGAACAUUUGGAUAUUUGGAUCCAGAAUAUCUUCACAUAGGUCAAUUGAAUGAUAAGAGUGAUGUUUAUAGUUUUGGAGUUGUACUUAUUGAGUUACUCACCGGAAACAAAGCAAUUGAAUUUAGAUGGCCAGAACAUGUAAAUUUGGCAAUGCAUUUUGUGUCUUCAAUGAGAGAAAAUCAAUUUUGGGAAAUUCUUGACAAACGAAUAUUAGAACAAAAGAAUGCAAAGCAAUUGAAGGAAGUAGCUUUAUUGGCAAUGAGGUGUGUAAGAGUAAAAGGAGAUGAAAGGCCCACAAUGAAGGAAGUAGCAAAGGAACUAGAGGGUCUAAUUGCAAUGGACAAACAUCCUUGGAUGAAGAAUGAAGAUCUUAUGCUAGAAGAAAGUGAAUACUUACUUGGUCAUUUACCUAAUUUAGAUGGGGCAAUAAUUGGUGCUGGUACUUUAGCUUGUUAUGAUUGCAUGUUGAAGGAGAUUGCAUCUGAAAUUGCAGAUGGACGAUGAUCAUUUGGCUUUCAAAUGUUGGGUUCCAAUUUUAUUCUUAUUGUUUCAUGGUAAUUUAUAUAGGUACAUCUUUUUAAUCAUGCUAUUUGUAUAUUGAAAAUGCAUGCUGAUGGAUGUCAUGAUCAUGAGACCAUUUAAUUAGUUGGUUUUGGCAAGAUUGGGGGGAUUUCCAAACAUUUUAGAGUUGUUUAAGUUUUUCUCUUCACUCCUAUAAACUAGAUUGAUUAUAUUGUCAACAACUAAGAGAUGUAUGUGAAUUUGUUUGGAUCACUAA